Peniophora sp. CBMAI 1063 is the source of this 1965-nucleotide messenger RNA. The record is from the annotation of a GenBank genome assembly. Lineage: Eukaryota; Fungi; Basidiomycota; Agaricomycetes; Russulales; Peniophoraceae.
AUGGCCGCCGCUAUCCCCAUCUCCUCGUUAGCUCCCAACGACUCGACUCCUUUCCCGACUGUAAAAGCUGCCCCGUCUGCUCUAAAGACCAACUCGCCCGCCCUCAAACCGAACCCUCAUCCAUACGCCAUCAAGACCAGCUCAACUGGCGCACUCGCCCGCUCAAACUCGUCAUCCGCCGCCCCGUCUGUGCGGCACCACUACGUCCCCUCACCUUCACCUCGCAGCCCGGAGCGACCCAGCAGCCGGUCCGAGUACCGCGGACAUCGGUACUCUACGUCGAUCUCUGGUAGCAGUGAUCGCAUUCAACUGUCACCAACGCGCUCCGAACGGUCACUCAGCGAGGAUUCGAACUCUGGACUUGAAUCACCGGCGCCACUUCCUGCGCCCGGCCCCAGGCGCUCCAAACGUGCGGAGACGUUGCCAACUGUCAAUACCGCCACCGCAGCUGAUAUCGCCGCAUUCGCUGCUGGCGUCACGGCUCAGGCCAGCGUCGAGGACCUGCCCAGCAACCCGAAGCUCUGGACACCUGCUCAACUCAGCGCAUAUUUGGUUCGCGCCCUUCGUGUACGGGCUGCCACCGGCGAAGCAGUAGUCGCGGGACCCGUCGCGAGGGACAUCGCAGCGUGGGUUCGGGCUCAGUCUAUCACUGGUCGAGUGUUCUUGAGGUGGACGGAGGAAGAUCUCGAAGUUCUCGGUACCAACAUCCUCUGGCGCACCGCCCUUCUCACUGCAUCUCGCAACCUCCGCCAGAACGUCAUCCGCGGUCGCAUCUGGGGCUCAUCUUCCCCGCCCUCCGACUCUCACUUCCCCUCCGAGCUAUACAACUCCGCCUCCUCGACCGAGUCCCUGAACACUAACGACACCGGCUCCAGCCCCGGAGCGAGGCUUCGCAGGCGCAACGCCGGCCGCGUCAAAGGCCUCGUCAACCGCUGGGAAACAGCCAGCCAGAGCGGCAGCGAAGCAGGCAGUGAAUCCGAGUCCGAGAUGCCCGCCUCGCUCUCAUCCUUCACGUCGUUCCACCCCCACUCUGCGCCUGCCACUCGCACGGCUUUCACGGGCGCUGAGACCGAUCCCGCGCCAUGGCCGUCGAGCGCAGUGGGCGAAAGCGAGGAGCCGACGAUGGAAGAGCUUCUCGCCGCUGGCGAAGAUAAGAAGGGAUCGUGGGGCGCUCGAGCGUGGGAAGCAUUUGACAUUUCGGGCGGUGUUCAGGAUACGGUCAAGAGGCUGCCGAGCGAUGGAGAAAAAGAGCUGCCUCCGCCCCCACCGUACGCGUCCCCGCAGAACGAGCUUGGAGAGAAGGAGCAGGUGUGGAAUACGGUUGUCCCGCGUCGCGAGGGCUCCGGAUCGAGCUCGGGUGGGAGUGGUGGGUUUGCCGGUAGCGCGAAGAGGAUUCGCGGUGGGACAGGGAGUGGGAGGGGGAAGAAGGAUUCAAGGAGGAUUGUCACGGCCGUGUUCAUGCCUGCCGAUCUUGAAGGGGAGGGGCCACUUGCGGAGAAUGUGCAAGAGGCACAGGACGUCGUCGUCGAGGAGCCCUUGAAGGAGGAUCUCGCUGCGAAGGAAGACGAGGUCGCGAAGAUCAAGGCACUCGAAGAUGCGCGCAUCGAAGCGCUCGAGACUGAAGUUGCCUCCUCCCGCGCGAUGUUGGCCGCUCUCCGCGAGCGACUCGAGGCCAUCGAAGGUCGUGUAGCGGCUAUGGAAGCCGACGAGCGAAAGCUCGACAUCAUCGGGGCACAUCCCGUCGAGGUCGAAGCAGCUGCACAACCCUCCACCGGUGUCGAUCAAGUCAUCCGCCGGUCUGAGGCUCGCAGGAGGGCCGACGACAGUGAGGAUGAUAGGGCGAAGACACUCGAGCCUUACGCGCUCGGUGAUAUCCCGAGCUAUGUCGUCCUUGUUGGGCUAGGCGUGUGCGCCGUCGUCCUCCGCGUCGUCAUGCAGCGCGUUGCUCUCGGUCGGCGCGCCUGA